UCUUUUUCUUUUGCAUGAAAGGAUUGUAUGUUAAGACUGGCCUAUAAACACUUUUGUUUUAGUUAAAUGGUUAACUCUUCAACUCAGCUCUAACUUUUAUAGUUAUAUGUUAAACUUCACUAUCAGUUACUGAGUUUGGUUUUUGUCCGUGUGUUGUUUUAGAUAUUGGGAUUUGUUAUUGUGCUAAAUAAGGUUCUUACCAUAUGCUUAUUAAAUCUCACCUGCCUUGACUUUCUGCAUGUAUUUUUGUCAAAUAGAUGUGUAAACUGAUGCUUUAUUUGUUUUGGGUAUCAUAACUGUUUUCAAGUUUCUUGCUAGUACUAUUCAAAUUUAUGGUAGUUUUAGUUUUAUGUUGUUACCACUCUUCAAAACUAGCCUCUGAUAAAUGUAUUCUAGGAGAUUAUUUAUAAUUGCUGCUCUUUUGGUAAAAAACUUUUUCUUUUUAAUGAGAGUAUUUAUUUACCAAUUAGUUGCUAAGUUAAGAGGAAGGGUUAUGGGUUUGAUUUGUCAUCAUCAUUAAGUAAUUUCUUUCUUCAUAGGUUUGUGUAUUUGGACUAUGUUUGGUACUUGAAAGAAAUUGCAAUUGCCUAAGAAAGGAAUUAUUUAAUUGGCAUUUUCUUCUCCUUAGUAUCACUUGCAAACAAGGGAAGUACCUUUAAAAUGCUUAUCAAAAAAUGUUUAAAUUCUUUUCAAACAGCUAAUCUUUGGUUGAACUUUCGCCAUACUAGCACAUCCUGAGCAAUUUUCUUCUCUGCCCUGGUGUCAACUUCUGUUUGCUCUAGAUUUUUCAUUCUCAAUCACCGGGACUGUGACACUCUUUUUCUGAAACUGCUACUAUUAGUCAUCGGCAUCAUGUUCAUUGUGCUGGCUGGUAAAAUCUACAAGUGCCAUGGCGGCAUAACGAUUUCUGCUACCUCUUAGAGAUCUUGAUUUUCCUCACAUCAUUAUAAGUACCAAUUUAGAUAACAUAUUGUUCAAAUUAUUCUGCUGAGAUUAUAUAGGCACAUCUCAAUGUUACUCUUCUCUGAAGUCCUUGUCCAACAAGUUCAGAGGCAUGCUAUGCCAUUGUGGUUCAGAUAAUAAGUACAAUAGGUUGGAUGAAAAGCUUGAAAAGAAAAUGAUUGAGGUUAAGAGAAGUUCAUCUGGACAGAGCAAUUUCAAAUCGGUUGACAGCAUAAUUUUGAGGUUCCCUCAGUUCAAAGCCGGAUUGAAAAACAUCAAAGGUGUAUUUGAACACCAUGAUGAGGACUCUAAUGGGAUUAUUGAUCGUGAGGAACUUAAAAAAUGCUUAGAGAAAUUGCAACUCUCUCUAAAGGAGCAAGAGAUUGAUGAACUAUUCGAUUUUUGUGACAUUGAUGGGAGUGAAGGAAUACAAUUCAAUGAGUUCAUUGUUCUCUUGUGUCUCAUUUAUCUCCUAGUAAUACCCUCCUCGUCUCCUGAUAUGAUUGAAAAGGUGGGUUCACCAGAGCUCAAGGCCACUUUUGAUACGAUAGUUGACGCAUUCUUGUUUCUCGACAAGAAUGGCGACGGAAAGCUGAAUAAGAAAGACAUGCUAAAGUCUUUGAAUGAGUCUUAUCCCCGGGAGAAAUCGCCAGCACAUGUCACCAAGAAUCGAUUCAAGGAAAUGGACUGGGACAAAAAUGGGAAGGUCAGCUUCAGAGAAUUUCUCUUUUCUUUGAUCCGUUGGGUAGGGAUUGAUACGGAUGAAGAAAUUACUGAAAGUAAUGAGAUUGGGACGAAUGAAGAAAUAACUGACAGAGAGUAAAAGCAAGCGCACCAACAUAUAAACAAACGGAGUAAUAGUUCGAAAUGAGUUCAAGGUAAUACAUUUGUAUGUACAUAUAUAUCUAAAACACCUCAAGAAUGUUAUUCGAAACUGUUUUUGUUGUGCCUUGUUUAUGUAAUUUAUAGUUGCUUUUCAAACUGCAGAGAUGUGAACCAUUCAAUAAAAUUUAACUCAGUUUAGUAGUGAUUAGAUUUUUCUUCUUCCAGCAUCUGUUCUUCCAGUUCUCUCUAAACUGUGGUGGAAAAGUUUUGUAUGAGAGGUUUUACAUGUUUCCUAUUCUUCUAAUUCACGUGCCCUUUAAAUAUUGGAGGCUUAUGAAUUCAUUGUGAAAUUAUGUAGCAGUUGACAAAGGAUGAAAUACAGACAAAGUAGAGUAUAAAUGGCCUCUUGUCUCUGUCUGGAGAACAUUCUUUACACACGUUGUUCAACUGUUGAAUGAAGAUUUCAAUCAGAACUAAAUUACAAGCUUUGUGCUUGAACUUUGAAGUUA
Messenger RNA from Pistacia vera, 2276 nucleotides. Its product is annotated as probable calcium-binding protein CML22. NCBI's taxonomy places the organism in Eukaryota, Viridiplantae, Streptophyta, Magnoliopsida, Sapindales, Anacardiaceae. The record is from RefSeq and is a predicted model, not a curated record. Gene Ontology annotation, molecular function: calcium ion binding. The coding region runs from base 1055 to 1765 and encodes 236 amino acids. The transcript is spliced from 6 exons.